CCUUCCUUUGCGUCAUCUGUUCAAGGACCCAGGAUGUCAAUGCUUGCAGAGCCACGCAGGAAACAGAAGUGGUCUGUGGACCCAAGAAACAGCACCUGGAGCAACGAUGACAACAAAUUUGGCCAGAAAAUGCUGGAGCGAAUGGGCUGGUCAAAGGGCAAAGGACUGGGGAGGAGCGAGCAAGGAUCCACAGACCACAUCAAAGUAAAAGUUAAAAAUAAUAACUAUGGGCUCGGAGCAAAUGCAACUCAUGAGGACAAAUGGAUUGCCCACCAGGAUGAAUUCAAUGAACUUCUAGCUAACCUGAAUGACCACCAUGGUCAAAACAACAGUAAUGAAGUUCCUCCAGAAGAGAUCAAAGGUUUUAGCCUGGAAGAGAAAUCAAAGACUUCUAAAAAGAGGGUUCAUUACACGAAAUUCACUAAAGGUAAAGACCUGUCAUCCCGUAGUGAAACAGACCUUAAUUGCAUCUUUGGGAAGAGGGCCAGGUCCAUUAAAGACCAGGAGCAGGAGAGCAGCAGGAGCGAGUCUCCAGUUGAAUCAGAGGAAAAAGGAACUCCUGCUUCAUCUGAACUGGAUGCUGAGUCAAUAACCAAAACUGUAACAAGUUCUCUAAGCAUGCAGGAGUAUUUUGCGCAGCGCAUGGCACAGCUCAAAAAGGCUCGCAGUGUUGAAGGUUCAGCUGCAUCUGUGAAAGAAAGGGAUACAGAAACAUCAGCUGAGGAGCUUGAUGCAGCCCCCAACAGCAACAAUGAUGCUGAUGAGCCCCAAAAAAAGAAGAAGAAAAAGAAGAAGAAGAAAAAGCUUGAAGAGGAGCUGGAGGUUGUGGAAGAGAAGUCCAGUCCUCCCAUUGUAAAGGAAGAAAAGGAAAACCAAGAAAAUUCAUGUUCAAGGAAGAAAAAGAAGAGGAAAACAGAAGAAAUCAGUGAUGAACAUGAAAACUGUAGCUCCACCAGUGUUCUGGAGAUGAACUGUGAAGAACCAGGGCUCUCCAAGAAGAAAAAACGGAAACAUGCUGAAAUGGAGCUUGAACAAAAUGAGGAGUGCAGAGUUAUCCAGGAUAAGGAGGACCACAGUGGUAUGAAGGAGUGUGAGGAGGAAGUGGUUAGUAAAAAAUCUAAGAAAAAGAAAAAGAAGAGACAAAAUAAUGAAUAGGGCGGAGUUGAUUCUAAUUUCAAGUUUCCUAAAAACAUGCCAUCUGCUCUCAUUUUCAAGCUUUACAUUUAUAAAUAUUUGAUCAAAU
Messenger RNA from Cyprinodon variegatus (sheepshead minnow), 1243 nucleotides. RefSeq names its product PIN2/TERF1 interacting, telomerase inhibitor 1 (gene pinx1). Gene Ontology annotation, molecular function: telomerase inhibitor activity; nucleic acid binding. The coding region runs from base 34 to 1155 and encodes 373 amino acids. The transcript has 7 exons. The record is from RefSeq and is a predicted model, not a curated record. Lineage: Eukaryota; Metazoa; Chordata; Actinopteri; Cyprinodontiformes; Cyprinodontidae. Gene Ontology annotation, biological process: regulation of ribosome biogenesis. Gene Ontology annotation, cellular component: nucleolus.